Molecule: messenger RNA, 969 nt
Organism: Seminavis robusta
Lineage: Eukaryota; Bacillariophyta; Bacillariophyceae; Naviculales; Naviculaceae
Source: the annotation of a GenBank genome assembly
AUGUUGUUCCAUACCACUACAAGGAUCAAAAAGGUGCAUAUUGAUUGGGAUACCAUUGACGCAGCUACUAGCGGUUGGGCAGUGCGGCAAAUGAUUGAUCAAGCCAAGUCAAAGCUAGAAGACAUUGAAGGAGGGCCUCCAAUCACACUUUUCUCCAUUGGACACCUCGACUCGGAGCCUCAACCUGAAGCUAUCCGCAGCUUACUGCUGCCAAUGAAAAAUCUAAUUCGGCUCGACCUUUUCUUUGGUGAACCACAGACAGUGAGUCAUGAGCUGUGCAAAGCUCUCUGUGAUUUGAUAAAGCAGGGUAAACUUCAGGAAGUUGCUCUAAUGGGGCCGACAGCGGCAGCAGGCACACUCUUACCCCUGCUCGAUGCAGCGGACAAGAGCAAUACUAUGACCCGCUUGAGACUUGAGGAUCUUGGGAAUGAAGCAGAAGUUGAAAUCUACCAGGAUGAAAUGCUCAGGAUCCUUGAUCACAAUACGCAAUUAGAGGCGGCUUUGAUCUGUGAUGAGAUUGUGAAUGCUUCAGCAUUCACAGACAGCGUCAAAGCGGCAACUGCGCGUAUCAACAAUGAAUGGUGCUGGCGUCAAUUUGAAGGCAGCCGCAAACAGAGGCUCAUCGACUGCAAAGCGCUCUUGAAUAUGUGCGGCCGUGGUAAAGCCAAAGCAGAAGGCACGCAACUUGAGGACAUCGUUUGCAUGAUAUCUCCUGAUACUCUUGUGGACAAGAUACAGUUCCUGAAUUUUGAAGGUGAGGCCAAGCAGGAGCUUAUCACAAUUUUACAACACGGGCUGCUGCGCCAACAACCUGCGACAUGGCUGCCACUACGAAAGGAAGCAAAGUCGGCACGUAGCAACAACGAGAGUGGGGCAAGUAGCACCGGUGAAACAAGGGGCACCCGAAAGCGCAAAGCCACAGGGCCUCCCGAUGGCCACGGAGAUCAUGGGGCAUCGUCUUCACGUUGA